This is a messenger RNA of Drosophila rhopaloa, 2163 nucleotides long. RefSeq lists its product as uncharacterized. The transcript has 3 exons. The record is from RefSeq and is a predicted model, not a curated record. The coding region runs from base 1 to 2148 and encodes 715 amino acids. NCBI's taxonomy places the organism in Eukaryota, Metazoa, Arthropoda, Insecta, Diptera, Drosophilidae.
AUGGCGGUGAACAUGGACAUGGAAGCCAUAAAAAUGCUGUCGUCGAGCCAAGAAGAUGGCAACCUGUCCUACUCCAACUCGAAGUUCAAUUGCAAAGAAACAGCAAGAUUACGAGGCGGUAAAAAAAGACGAUGCAGUCAGAAGAGCAGUGCCAGAAAAAAGAAAGUUAUUGUAGCCGGUUGUGGCCACCUGCUGCCGUCCCUCGCCGCUGCACUUUGCAUACUGAUCUUCCAGUUGGGGCUGACUCCUCCAGUGAGGUCCAUGUCACCGGCCAACGAGACGGUCUGGCCACCGAUGCGGCAUUACGAUAUUUGGGACGACCACUUGGGCGAUCUUGGCGAUUUUGAAGGGGAGCCUUUGGCGGAGGAGGCGGAUUUCAAGCUGCAAACAGGAGUGCAGGAGGAACUGGACAUCGAGAUGCAGCAGCAGGACAUAUCAGAAGGGAGUUUAAAUCAGACAAACACCAGGCAGGGAAAGGUGAUCCAUCUAUUUCCGGUGCCCGUGGAUGGUGAUUGUGUGUCCAACGAUGGUCGGCGGAUGGGCAACUGCCUGAACGCCUACGAAUGCCGCCAAAAGGACGGACAGGCGAGGGGAGAGUGCGCAAUGGGAUUCGGAGUGUGCUGCGUGUUCCUGGCCAGCUGCAACACCACGAUCUCCAACAACAUCACCUACAUCGUGUCGCCGGAAUUUCCCAGCUUCAUGCCCAGCAACUUCAGUGGCUGCAGCCUGCGGGUGAAGAUGAUGAGCGAUGAGAUCAGCCAGGUGCGGAUCGACUUCCACCACUUCACCUUGGGUCAGCCGAAUCGAAGGACUGGCGUGUGUGAAGGAGAUGUGUUCAGCAUAGGCGGUGGGCCGGGGGGAAAUUUCUCUCUUUGCGGCCAGAACAGUGGCCAGCAUUUGUACUAUGAUGUGGGGUCCCGAUCUUCGCCCCGACAAGCUACAUUGUACGGCAGUCUUCGCCCGGCAGAUGCCAGUAAUAACAGCACCAACAACUCCACAUCCACAGGAGAUCGCUUCAUCGACAUCAGUCUCAAUCUUUCCAAUCGUCUCCUGCCCCUUCGCAUUUGGGAGAUGAGCGUGGUCCAAAUCCCCUUCAAUCAACGAGCUCCGGCAGGCUGUCUGCAAUAUCACACAGGCACAGAGGGCAUUAUGCAAACCUUUAAUUUUGCCGAAAAUGGGAGACAUUUAGCCAAUCAGAACUAUCGUAUUUGUGUGCGUCAGGAGACGGACAUGUGCUCGAUUGUAUACCAGCCGUGCGAUGAGCUGUCCUUCCGAAUUGGCGGUGGCGGACGAAUGGCUACCCGAGGUGGUGGGGGUGAUGAAGGAUCUCUGUCAACGUCGAAUAACGCCGCGGUCCAAUCAAAUCCCGCUGUAGCUCAAUCCGAUGUUGCAGGUGCAACAGCAACAUCGGUUAAUGCAGCAAUGACCACGGCAGCUCCAACUUCCAGCACCCUGAUGCAGAUGCUGGCCAACAUUGCCAACUCCACCACCACAUCGUUAAUGACCCUAAUGUCCGGGAACUCUACCACAGCUGCUAGCGCAGUAUCUUCAUCCAGCAGCGGCAGCAGCACGGCCGCAAUGAGCACGACGACAACAUCGACCACUCCAACGCCGUUACGUUCUAGUACUGAGGCUUCCACCACAUCGGAAGCACCAUCAUCCUCGCCAGCUAGUGACGAUGUGGAGGGUUCAGGUGGCGAGGACGGGGAAGCUGGCGAUGAUGACGACGAUGGCGGGUUCUUGUUCUUCAGGAGUCGACCGACCACAGAGGAACCGGGCGUUUCUCGACGCCCACGUCCAAGUGGAGGCUUCGACAUUAUGGGCAUCAUUCGCAACGCCCUGGACUUGCCGCUGAAGUGGCGUCGUCGCCAGGCUCGACAAUUCUUUAGCACUUGUUCGGAUCGGAUUACAAUGCCGUGCAUCAUAGAGGAUUUCAUAGGCACCGGGUUGGGCCCACUUCCCGGAUGCGAGCCCGUUCACUGUGGCGCCCAGUUCUGCUCCUCGGGUGUGUGGCCUUGUCGCAUCGAAAGCACUGUGACUCCAUUUUACAUAGGUGUCCAUUUCGGCAACGGACUGGGUGCUGGCAAAAGCAAUGCCGAGGAUAAUGUGGGAGCUUGUCUGCGUUUUUCCCAGGUGCAAUGCAUGUAAGAAUUGGUGGGACCU